Molecule: messenger RNA, 546 nt
Organism: Ilex paraguariensis (yerba mate)
Lineage: Eukaryota; Viridiplantae; Streptophyta; Magnoliopsida; Aquifoliales; Aquifoliaceae
Source: the annotation of a GenBank genome assembly
AUGAGCUUUGGAUGCUUUGUGGUUAGGGCUGUGGUGCCUAUAAUUCAGGGUUAUGAAGAUGCCGGGGACUUCUCAGUGCCUGAAAGAUUGAAGACCAGUGCACAUGUAAACUUAGUCUUCUACGUCUGUGUCGGUUCUAUUGCACUUUGUGGAGUUAUACUGCACAUAAUUUUGCGCAAAAAAUGGAGAGGUAUUGUUGGUUUUGCUAUGGCUUGCUCAAAUACUUCUGGUCUUGUGACUGGUGCAUUUCUUCUUGGUUUUGCUUUGAGUGUAAUUCCAAAGGGAAUUUGGAAAAAUGCGGAUUGGACCACUCGUCAAAAGUUUCACUUUCAUAAAGUGGCUAGAAUGGCUGUGAAACUUGAUGAUGCUCAUCAAGAAUUUUCAAAUACUAUUGUUGUUGCUCAAGCAAUAUCAAAACAAAUGUCCAAGUGUGAUCCUCUGAGACCAUACAUGAAUAUUAUUGACAAGAUGUUGCUCCAGAUGCUCAAUGAAGACCCUUCUUUCAAACCCCAAGGUGAUAGAUUGGGAGAAAAUGACAUGGAUUAG